GAAUCUUCACCCUACAGCUAAGAAACAAUCAAAAGGAAAUCAGUUUGGUCUACUCUUGUUUGUAAAAACGAAAUCGGAUUGAAUGCUGGGGAUGAAGUUUGAAACUUGAAGGUCGUUCGAGGUCACCGACUUAGUUUAAUUGAAAAGCAUGUCUGUCCUAUUCUCUGAACUGUAUACGUUGGACAGUGUCACUUCUGGGGACUUUCCAACCAUUGUGAUUAACCAUGGACGCUUCAAGACGUCAGUUUCCCUGAUAAGGCUGGUGGUUUUACAUUUUCUGACCCAGCAGAUAAUCUAGCUAAUCGCUUUAUCCUAUGGCGUUCACAUGGGGACAUCCUCGAGCUUCAGGAGAUUUCUCUGCACCACAACCUUACGAACAAUAUGUUGAAAGUAUCGUUUGGAGGCUCUGCAAUUGUCAGUUGUCAUAUAAGUGAGACACAUGAGGCAGUUGUGUGCCUUGUUUGCACUUCUCAUGGGGCUUCACAAUUAUUAUUCACUCACCCUCGCAUGCUUCCAAAUGCUGCCAAUAUCUCCAUUAUUGGCAAUAAAAGGAGUGUGCAAUACAGUUUCCAUCAAAUAAAAGGUCUACAGCCAUCUGCUAUUCGUUGUGGCACUGCUUUUGUUCAGCAGCAUUCCAGGGUCUCAGUUUUCGCUUAUGGGCUAUCCACAGGUUCAAUAAUGAUUGCAAGAGUUCUUCCGUUUGACUCUUCUGCUCCAGAAGGUGCAGAAGUUUUUGAAUUAUGUCAGACGUCGAUAAUCCAAAAAUUGUGGAGUGGUAUCACUCCAUUUUCAAGCAAAACUGAUAAUGAUUCUGCCUCAUCACCCCUAGAUAUAAUCUCUCUGGGUUUGGGUUGUGAUGAAUAUUUCUUGGCAACUAUUUGCAGAGAUCACCGUUUGCGGUUAUGGGACUUUAAACAUCGUAACUGCUUUGCUGUCCUAGAUCUUCUAGAGUUUCUGCCUAGAACAAUUGAUCUUAACUCAUCAUUGGAUCAGUCUGCAUUACAUUCAAAUUUUGCACCAGGUUUAUGCCAUCGAUUAUCUUCUGAAGUAGUCUCUAGUCAUGGUAUCAAUAUAAUCGCCUAUAUGUCUAUGUGUUUGUCUUCAACAGCUAACAGCUUAGAUUUUUCUCAGUCAAAAGAAGUGAAUACAAGUUAUUGGUGUUGGAUACAUAUGAAUAUUAGCAAAGCGUUGAAUCGUAAUCGUGAAUGCUUAAGUGUAUUACAAGUAGAUCCAUUAAUACAAGAUUCCAAUGAAGGAGCAUUAAAUACAUAUAAUAAUUAUAGUAAUAGUAAUAAUACCGAGUUAUUAUCAUAUGAAAGUAGUAAUAUGAACUCACUUUUAAAGAUACAAAAACCUGAUAUCAGUGUACUAGAUUUUAUUCCUUCAAAAGUAAUACAAAAAUCAGGAGGUGGAAAUGAAUCAUCUGAAAGUGGGAUAAAAUCUAAAAAUGCUUUGGGUGGUAUAUGGUGGUUGGCACAUCAAACUGACACUGGUGAUACUCAGUUGGAUAGUAAUUAUUUUGUAAGAUGGACAGAAAUUCACAAUACUCCAACUGACUGUGAUUCUUACAAGUACAAAAAAACUAUUUCAGCUUUUCCACCUGGUGUAAAUCUUUUAAACCAGUUACCUAGUUGGCAUAAACUUCCUGCAUAUGUUGUAAUACAAUCUGCUAGUCAAGAGCAACUCGAUAGUCUAUGGGAUGAAACUGAUAUUGAUGUUCAACUGCAGAUAUUUUUAGACCAUCUUUUUCAUCCUGGUUGUCUGUCUUGGUUCGCCAUUACAAAUGCAUUUAAAUCAAUUUGUGAAACCUGCGGCCUAAUGGAUUGUGAUUUAUUAUUGACUGUCAGUGAUCUUCAUGAAACACGUGUUCGUAUACAUCGCACUUUAACGGAGAACAUUAUUCCAAAGCUUAGUCGAGACGAGGUGAAGGCAAUGUUUAAGACAUUUUAUUCUACAGCUAUUGAUUACCAUGAACAUGGUCUACAACCGCUUGGAUUAUUACGUAUUCACAAAAAGAUGAGCAGUAGCAGUACAUCGUCAUCAGCAGCAGGAGCAUCGACAGUAACAUUUGGAAAGACGCUAUUUCCUAAUGAAGACACAAUAAUUGUUAUUCGUCGAUGGGGAUUUUCUAUCCUGCGUCAUUUAGAUGAUGUAGAAAUCUUACUAUGGAAUAAUAUACCACCGAGUGUUGGACGUCUACAAUCAUCUUAUUCAUCAUCAAAUAUAUCAUCAAAAACCAAUACGAAGAACAUCAUCGAUAUAACAACAGAUUGCAGAAAAAUUCUUGGUAUUCUACAAAAACAACCAAAAUGGUAUGAAUGGGAAAGUUGUCUGUUUGACUGUAGGAAAUUUGAUCCUACUGCAAAUCUACUGUUACUGGUUGAACAAGUUAUUGAACAAUUAGAUCCAAUCAAUGAAUGUUGGCUACCUCCACCAAUUUCGUCUUCGGUUAGAUUUAAAAGUCCAUUCUCUACAGGUUCUCUUUCAACUGCAUACCUUACUGCUGUCUCAAAUCUAAUAUCAUUACUAGAUAAUUGUGGUAUUAUGGAGAAAAGUUGUCAAACCCUACAAAGUUUAUUUGAUAUGGAUAGUAAUAAUACUAGUCCAUCAUGUGAAGAUAUGGAGAUAACAAGUCAAUCAUGGCUUAAUAAUAACUCUAAUAGAUCAAUUGGAAAUAGAAAUUCACUUACUGCUGGUUUCCGGAGACAUUCGCUGACAGCAGGUAGCAGUGGUGAUCAUGGAGGAAAUAGUAGUAGAUUUAUGGAAGCUGUAUCAAAUUCCUGUGUUGAAUUUUUACGUCAAUUAUGUUUUAAUGCUACAGAGACACGUAUACUAUUUACAUUUGCUUUGUUAAUUUUAAUCCGACGUAAUGAACUUGCAUCGAGUGGUCUAAUUAAACUACACGAUAAACAACGUCGUCGCGAGAGGAAAAAUAGCCAUAAUGAUAAUGAUGGUGAUGCUGGUGGCGACAAUACGGUAGUUGAUGGUGAUGGUGAUGGUGACGGGGAUGCAGAAGAGGAUGUCGACUGUGCUGAUAUUGAUAUUUCCUGGCAUAAUAAUACUAAAUGUAGACUUGUAGCAUUAAUACAAAGUCUUGGAUUUUUGCGUACACUGACAAUUACGCGUGUACGACCAACACCUGAUAUGGAUAAAUUAUCGAUUAUUAGAGAUCAUUUGAACAUCCUUGGAAUUCAUGAUCUUAUACUGUCUGGUGGUGGUAAACAGUUGAAUUCAAGUUUCAAGCAUAGGCUCACUUCUUCACCGUCAUCAAUAAUUGUGAAGCAAACCGCCGGUAUGACUAUCUUUGAACAGAUAUGGCUUAAUUGGGAUUGGUUGAAGUCGUGUUCUAAUUCUUCUUCUUCGCCUUCAUCAUCAUUGAGACCGUCCAGUUUAUCACCAACAAAUUGGCUUGAAUUUAGUGAUUAUAUCUUAGUGGAAUAUUCAAAAUUAUUAACGCCAACAAUUGCUGGUGGACAAGGGAUUGUGUUUGUAUUUUGGUUACUGUUAUGGUGUGGGCAUUCUAAUGAAUUGAUCAAAUUGUGUAAUCUCCUCCUACCAUUAGAUGGUAGAAAAGAUUGUCGAGGCAGACAAUCGGUGCAACAACAAUCACUAUUGGAUGUUGCCAACAAAAUGGAUGUAGAAUAUGAUUUAUCAGAAUUUCGAAAGGCGGCUGCUGCUUCUGCUGAUGAAGCUAACGAUGACGACGCUGAGGAGAUUGUCGAUGGUCAUGGUGGAAUACUUUCUUGGUGGUGGAAUAAAGACUUCAGUUUCAUUCAUCUGUGCAUUGGUUUAGCGAAAUUAUGGUUAGGUGAAUCCGGACAGGCUAAAAAGCAUUUCAUUAUUUCAACAAAUUGGUUGUAUCAUUAUACGCAAUUAUUUAUUAAUAAUCUUAAAAAGGACUCAAAAGAUUAUUCACAAGUAUUAUCUAUCAUUACAAUGACAGAAUCCUCAGUGAACAAUACUGUACCGAAACUUUUGAUACCAAUUCUUUUUCCAAAAGAAUUCUCUCUAGCCAAAUUAUUUUGUUUGAAUAGAACAACUGGUUCUACAGGGGCAGUAUCAGCGUAUUCUCUGUCUCCAGAUGAAGUACAAAUACGAUUUUUAAUGAAGUUGAUGUCCAUCUUCGAACUAUCCAAUUAUGUACCAGAAGUUCUUGAUUUAUCUGAAUUUUGUUUGAAUCUUUUAUCUGAAUCGAAAAAUUGCAACACAUUGCUACAACAUUAUUCAGAUCAAGAAACUCCGGUCAAAGCAUCGUCAUUAUCAUCCUCUCGUCGGUUAGCUUCAGUGUUAGCCAGUCUGCGUGGAAUUAUGGAGAAUGAUAAUUUACACCGUUUCUUGUGUGGAUCAGUUAGUCGAGCAAAUUUUGGUAAUAAUGAAACUGGUAGUAUUGAUGAAGAAGCCCAGUCAGGGAUACAUUCCCGUUUAGCUGAUUUAGAGGCUGCCUUAUGGACAAGAAUGUUUAAACAUGAAUUAGCUCUAGGUCAUUAUGCUAAAGCGUUUACAAAUCUACGAAGUAAUCCUGAUGUUGCCAGGCGUCGAGAUUGUUUACGUCAAUUGGUGGUCACAGUCUGUGAUCGUGGUGAAGCACAGAAGUUAAUUUCCUUUGAUUAUGGAACAAUGGAGAAUGAGUUUCUUACAAUUUUGCAAGCUCGAGCUCGUGCUUCUGAUGUCAUCUUGCCAGAUACUGCUACAGCUGAAAAAUCCGCCUCACCUUCGAGUUCAAAUCCUUAUUAUGAUGUCUUGUAUGCUUAUCAUAUUCAUCGUGCUGAUUAUCGUUCUGCUGCUUCUGUUAUGUUUGAACAUUCUCAUCGAUUAAUUGAAGAUACAAUGUUAGCUGUUUCCAGGUUGAAUAAUUUUCGUUCUGGUGGUGCACAUAUCCUAGUUGGUUUACAACGUCAAGCUGCAUGUCUUGCUUCAGCUAUCAAUGCACUUUAUUUAGUCCCUAAAGAGAAUCAAUGGCUUGUAUGCGUAGGUUUAUAUACAAAUGAAUCUGUCCUUUUGGAUGAGAAUGAAAUGGAAAGUGAUUCAGAGAGUUUGGAGCAGAAUAGUGAUUGGGCAUUUGCUAAUCCUGAUGAUCUUGUAUCAGAAGCAACAGCAGCAGGGGCAGCAACAACAACAACAGGAGUAGAUCCUAUUGAAGGUUGUGAAAAUUUGGAUCAACUGGCAGAGAAUUCACGUCAACAUGAUGGUAAUAUGAAACGCAAUGCUUCAGGAGUACUCGACGCCGACGACAAUAAUCCACUUUCUUCACAACAAACUACGACAGCAACAAAUGGUCAAGAUAAACGUAUACUUACAUUGAAAGAUUUAUUGAAUGUAUAUACACUGACACGUGCACGACUUCGACUGGCUCAAGCGUGUUGGGAACAAGGGAUGUUGAGAGCUGGAGCUUUUUCACCGAUUGAAGUUGUCCAUGGUUUGUUGUCUGUUGCGUUGUAUGAUGAAGCUGUUCGCUUAUGUGAAUCCUAUCAUCUUGAUCCAACACCGAUUGUUCAUAGUAUCAGUUCACGUUGUAGUGAACUAGCUCAGUGUAAAACGCCUGGCGCUGGCGUCAAUUCUAUGAAUACUUUACAAUCUACGAUUGAAGUAGUAGGAGGAGAGUAUAAAUCUUAUCGAAAUAAUAAUACACCCGGUGUACGUUGUAUGAAUUCUAUCGCUUCAACUGGUUUACGUGAGUAUCCAAUAUUACCUGGUCUGUCGAAUGAUUCAUCACCAUUGGAGCAUGAAACUGAUUUAGUUCAACAAUCAAUAGCUACUUUGUCAACAUUGAAUUCAGAAAAGUAUGGAGCUUGUAAAAAUAAUACUACUAAUAAUAAUUCAUUAUCAGUAACCAACCAUGAAAGUGAUCAAUAUUAUUCAAAGUGGAAAUAUUCAAAUCAUAGCAAUCUACCAGAAUUAUAUUUGUCUCUGCUAGAAGUUGUUUUAACCCGCCUGGAUCCAUCUCGCCCUGAUGACAAAUCGUCAGUGUUUAAAUCACAAUCUCCUGGCCAACUGCAUUUAAUUGCCUGUGAAAAUUUACUCAUGUCACGGCCUAAUCAAUUGUAUUUACCUGAAUGGUUAACUUUACGUUUAGUGUCAACUAAAUGUGCCACAGAACGAACUAUCAGUUUGUUGAGACUUUAUAUAAAGUAUAAUCGUUUAGAGGCAGCAUGUCGUCUUGCCAUAGAUAUGCUUGAAACAGCUGUCACUGAGGGUAUAGAUCCUUCAUUGUUUGGUUUACGAUGUACAUUAUCCAAACUAAGCAGUCUUCCGCAUCAGAAGGGGAUUGAUAAUAAAACACCCACAUCUGGUAUGCUGUGCAUGCCGCAUAAUUUAUUUGUACAAAUCUUGAAUGCUUUGAACAUCUUAUCAUCACGAUCGGAAACAUACAGAAUUAUGUAUGAAAAUUUAGAAAUUACAUUGAAACAUUAUCUGCUUCAACUUCAACCAAUUUGCCAUAAUUUAAUGGAGGACAGCGAUUCCAUGUGGACAGCAGAGAAGCGGUAUACACAAUCGCUUGUACAAUAUCAAAAUUAUGUCUAAGGAGAGAGAGAGAGUGUGUGUGUGUGUGUUUAUUCUAAUUCUCCACCUUCAGACUUGUUGUGUAUAUCUCAGCAUAACUUGUUGUAUUGUAAUGAGAAUUUAUUUGUAUCAUAUUUCAUAUUUACAUGUAUAAAUGCACAU
This is a messenger RNA of Trichobilharzia szidati, 6663 nucleotides long. NCBI's taxonomy places the organism in Eukaryota, Metazoa, Platyhelminthes, Trematoda, Strigeidida, Schistosomatidae. The record is from the annotation of a GenBank genome assembly.